Molecule: messenger RNA, 450 nt
Organism: Mesorhabditis belari
Lineage: Eukaryota; Metazoa; Nematoda; Chromadorea; Rhabditida; Rhabditidae
Source: the annotation of a GenBank genome assembly
AUGACAACACCUUUUAAAACACAUGAUGGACAGACAGAGUUGGGUGACAUGAUCGAGUGGCAAAAUGGAGACUUUUGCAAAGAAAGUUACAACUUCCCGGUCGAUUCAACAUUAAUCGGAGAUCUUUACAUCACGGUCUUCCAGUUCGAUUUCGGAUGUUUAGAUAUUGGAGGCUGCUAUCCGGACUCAAAGCUGUUCGAUCCAAAAAUGAAAAGAAUCACUCCGUGUAAAUAUGUGGAACAAGGUCCAUACGAGAGUGUGGCAAAGUAUUGUGAUGUGGUGAAGAAUUCUGGAGAAGGACUCUACACGAUGCAAAUUACAGCAAUGGGCGGAGGGUUAGAGCAGUGUUUUUUGUUGAGGAGUGCUCAAAUUUCUCAGUUCUUGCCAAAUCGUAGUCAAUGCUCCGACAACUCUCGUUCUCGAUGGCGGAUUUGUGAUGUUUCCUCAAGA